Molecule: messenger RNA, 1445 nt
Organism: Zychaea mexicana
Lineage: Eukaryota; Fungi; Mucoromycota; Mucoromycetes; Mucorales; Lichtheimiaceae
Product: brix domain-containing protein 1
Exons: 4
Coding region: 20-973 (317 amino acids)
Biological process (GO): maturation of LSU-rRNA from tricistronic rRNA transcript (SSU-rRNA, 5.8S rRNA, LSU-rRNA); ribosomal large subunit assembly
Cellular component (GO): nucleolus
Molecular function (GO): rRNA binding
Source: RefSeq, a predicted model, not a curated record
CGCCAACACACAGAACACCAUGCUUCGCACAGUAAAAGCAAAAAAUGCACGCACAAAGCGUUUCCUGAAGAAUCGCGAAGCGAAAGUCACCGAGAAUCCUAAAACCGCCUUGAUUGUGAAAGGAUCUACAACGAGUCAGAUCAUUAACGAUGCCCUGAAAGAUCUCUACUCGUUGAAGCGUGCCAACGCUGUCUUGUUUGGCAAAAAGAAUGAGUUGAAGCCAUUUGAAGACGAUUCGAAACUCGAAUUCUUCUCACGUAAAAACGACGCUUCGCUCUUGGUGGUCGGCAGUCAUUCGAAAAAGCGACCACACAAUUUGACGUUUAUCCGGAUGUUUGAUCACCAAAUCUUGGACAUGUAUGAAUUGGGCGUUGAACACUUGACGCCUCUCAGUGAAAUCAAGGGACCCAAGUGCUCGCUUGGUUUGAAGCCAUUGAUGGUGUUUAACGGCGAUAAAUUCGAGUCGAACGAGACGUUCAAGAGCUUAAAGAACUAUUUCUUGGAUUUCUUCAAUGGUGAACUCGUGGAUGCGGUUGAUUUGCAAGGUCUUGAGUAUGUCAUGAGCUUCACGGCUGCUCCCGAAACCGAUAACAACAAAAUCUUCGUACGGUCGUAUCUGGUACAAAUGAAAAAGAGCGGCACUCGGACGCCGCGUGUCGAGUUGGAAGAGAUGGGUCCCAUGAUGGAUUUGGUUGUAAGACGUACAGAGUUGCCCAAGAGUGAUAUUUGGAAGAAGGCUGUACGAGUACCCAAGGAAUUGAAGACAAAGAAGGAGAAGAACAAGGCCGUGGAUGAUAUGGGUGAUCAGUAUGGCCGUGUCCAUGUUGGCAAACAGAGCUUCGACAAGAUUCAGACUCGUAAGAUGAAGGGUCUGAAGCGACGACGAGAUGACGAUGAACAGGAUGAACAGGGUGAACAGGGUGAAGAAGGUGGUGAUGCUGUUGAGGAUGAACCUAUGGCAGAAGAAGCAUAAAAAAAGAACUCUUGUUUUGCUGUUGUUUAUCACUCUUUACGUUUACUUUUACUCACAAUUUUCCUUUUAUACAUACGCACACGCUCCACUCACCCCUUGCUUACACAUAGUUUAUCUCGCAUUUCAUUCAUCACAAAAUUUGUAUCAUUUCCCAAGAAAUCGUUACCAUAAUAGUCUUGCUUUUUUAUUCUUCUAUAAGCUUUUUUUUAAAUCAAUUGUUGUUUCUGGGUCCAUUUGGUGGAUUUGGUUGUGGUGAUUAUGGUGCUAUGUACCCAUGGAAGAAGUUAGUUAUAAUCAGCUCAAAGACAUGUACUAGGCGUACUCCUGUUUUGUUUUCAGUUCUCGUGCCACAACAAUGCCAAACAUUAUACGCAGUGCAAUAAAUAGAUUCAGUCAGAUCAAACAUAAUAAUGUUUAUAGGGGAUAUAUAUAGUAUUUAUUGCAGUGAAAAAUAUAGCCAUUACAAAGAGAG